AUGGUCAUGGUCUUCGGUGAAAUCACCACCAAAGCCACCGUUGACUAUGAGAAAAUAGUCCGGGAUACCUGCAGAGAGAUCGGAUUCACAUCCGCCGACGUCGGACUCGACGCCGACAACUGCAACGUUCUAGUCAACAUCGAGCAACAAAGCCCGGACAUCGCUCAAGGUGUCCAUGGUCACCUCACCAAGAAACCAGAAGAAAUCGGCGCCGGCGACCAAGGUCACAUGUUCGGCUACGCCACCGACGAAACCCCGGAGCUCAUGCCACUCACUCACGUCCUCGCAACCAAACUCGGCGCCAAACUGACCGAAGUCCGAAAAAACAAAACUUGCCCAUGGCUCCGACCCGAUGGGAAAACCCAAGUCACCGUUGAGUACCACAACGACAACGGCGCGAUGGUUCCGACGAGGGUUCACACCGUGCUAAUCUCCACCCAACACGACGAAACAGUCACCAACGACCAAAUCGCCGCCGAUCUAAAAGAACACGUCAUCAAACCAGUCAUCCCAUCUCAAUACCUCGACGACAACACCAUCUUCCAUCUCAACCCUUCGGGGAGGUUCGUCAUCGGUGGUCCCCACGGAGACGCGGGUCUCACCGGCCGGAAAAUCAUUAUCGACACGUACGGUGGAUGGGGAGCUCACGGCGGAGGUGCUUUCUCCGGGAAAGAUCCAACGAAGGUGGAUAGAAGUGGUGCUUACAUUGUGAGGCAAGCAGCGAAGAGUAUUGUGGCGUCGGGACUUGCACGGCGGUGUAUUGUUCAGGUUUCUUAUGCGAUUGGGGUGGCGGAGCCGUUGUCGGUGUUUGUUGACACGUAUAAGACCGGGAAUAUUCCGGAUAAGGAUAUUCUUGUUUUGAUUAAGGAGAAUUUUGACUUUAGGCCAGGGAUGAUGGCUAUUAAUCUUGACUUGAAAAGAGGGGGAAAUUUUAGGUAUCAGAAAACGGCGGCUUAUGGGCAUUUUGGUCGUGAAGAUCCGGAUUUUACAUGGGAGACUACCAAAAUUUUGAAGCCCAAAGCUUAA
Lactuca saligna is the source of this 1026-nucleotide messenger RNA. The record is from the annotation of a GenBank genome assembly. Lineage: Eukaryota; Viridiplantae; Streptophyta; Magnoliopsida; Asterales; Asteraceae.